AUGGCUGAUAAAAUCAUCCGCAUUGCAUUGGUCGGCCUUUCGCCAAAUGCAGUUACAUCGUGGGCAGCGGUAGCUCAUCUUCCAUACCUUCAGUCCGCUCGAGGCAAGACUCAAUAUAAGAUUGUGGCACUACUCAACUCCAGCAAGGAGGCAGCCGAAAAGGCUCGAGCUCACUUCAAUCUCCCUUCCACGGUCAAGGCAUACGGCGACCCUGCUCUGCUCGCCGCAGACGAUGAAGUCGACCUCGUUUCAGUAGUCACCAGGGUCGACUAUCACUAUUCCGCCGCAGAGCCUUCGAUUAGGGCAGGAAAGGCUGUGUAUGUCGAAUGGCCGCUGGCUGAGAGCUUGGAGCGUGGCGUCGCUCUUCUGGGUGACAGCAAGGAACACGAAACCAGCAUCAUUGGCUUUCAAGCACGGCUCUCGCCAGUGGCUACCACGGUCAAAAAACUAUUAGCAUCUGGUAGAAUCGGAAAAGUCCUUGCCAGUCAAGUACGUGACUCCCACACCACGCCACAACUUCGAUGGCCAGAGGUUGAAGUUGUCGAUGAGGCGGGAGCGCAGCUGCGGACUGUGCGAAGCGACAUACCAGAUCUCAUCACAGUUAAUGGAGAGCUUGCUCCGGGUGCUGCAGAUAUUCAGGAGGGAGCGACCUUGUCAGUCCUUUUCAGAAGUGGUUCUCCAUUCAAGGGCGAGUUGCCCUUUGUGUGGUAUAUCCAGGGCCAAACCGGAGAAUUGAAGAUAACAAAUCCUAUCGGGCCUGUCUUGCAGGCGGCUACCAUACCUGGUAUCAAGAUUGAGCUCUAUGACUUUACCACGGAUGAGGUAACCGAAAUCCCAUGGGAAACAGAGUGGAAAGAAUGGCAACAUGAGCUGCCAACACCGGGAGGGAAGUUGGUAGGAGACAUGUAUAACCGAUAUGCUCAAUGGUUCCAACAAGCAGAUCGUACAGCUGUUCCUGAGGGAGGAGAUUGGCCAAGACUAAAGGAUGCUAUUCGCAGGCAUGAAGAGAUUGAUGGGGUUUUGAAAGACUUUGAUAGAUCUACUUGGAAUAAGCUAGCGAACUGAGGGUGGGAUUUUGUCACGAUAUCGGACUUUGAUAGGGUAGGCUUGAUGUAGCAGUAUGGUAAGCCUUUUCUCGAUUAGCAAAAUAGGCAAGCAGC
Messenger RNA from Trichoderma asperellum CBS 433.97, 1160 nucleotides. The record is from RefSeq and is a predicted model, not a curated record. Lineage: Eukaryota; Fungi; Ascomycota; Sordariomycetes; Hypocreales; Hypocreaceae.